Penicillium taxi is the source of this 936-nucleotide messenger RNA. RefSeq lists its product as uncharacterized. The record is from RefSeq and is a predicted model, not a curated record. Lineage: Eukaryota; Fungi; Ascomycota; Eurotiomycetes; Eurotiales; Aspergillaceae. The transcript has 2 exons. Bases 1 to 936 code for a protein of 311 amino acids.
AUGCCUGCACCUCUUGCUAAAGGCAUUAUCGUGACGGUAUCCGUCCUGGUCGCUGCUGGCAUCGCUGUCUAUCAGUCACCACAGUUCCAAGAAUGGAUGAACAACUCCCGCCGAAAGGUCGCCGUCGCUCUGCAUAAAAUGGGUGAUGAAAUCCACCCGCGCGGCUCCGCUUCCCCGGAAGAUAUAUCCAUGAGAGAGGAAGUCGGAGAGGCAGCUCAAGAACGCAGACGGAUAGCUCGUGCAGAGAUCGAUCGGCGAGCUUCUUACUUAGAAUCACUACGGAACGGACGGGAUACGAGCCAACCUCUCAACAGCUUCGACACGCUCGUAGACAACGAGGGAAAUCUACGUAUGUCCCAGAACAAUGAGAACCAGCGAAACAUCGAUUUAGUUGCCAUUUCGACUAGUGUCGAUAUGGGCGCACCUCAACCUGUUCGUCGUGGAGCUAAGCCCGAUUGGGUUGAUUCCAUGGAGGGCAACCGACUACAGCUUGAAAUACCUUCAGUGGCAACACCUAACCGUUCUUCCGAUCCGACUGCAGAGUUUACACCUAAAACCGAGGUUACGAGUGGCGAUCCAUUUUUCGAUCCAUUUUCCGACUCUCCAAUCAGAGAGCAGACACCCGUGUCUGCAUCGAGCCAUACAUUAGACAACGAAUCUUCCUAUGAAUAUCCUCACUCGGCGUCAAAUUCUAGUCAGCACCCCGAUCUUCUCGACGACUUAGACGAAUUCAGCCACGGUAAUCAGUUCCAACACGAAGUCUCAUCUGCAGCAUCCACUGGAGGUUUCAGUCAUAUCUAUGACUUUAAUGAUACAUCAUCUGAUGGAACAAUGAGUGACUUAGGUGCACAUUCAGAUGGGGGUAUCGCUACUCCAGCCUGGUCUGAAGUCGGAAGUGUGAUUAGUGAUAAUGAUGCUGGACAUCAUCAGCUGUAA